Molecule: messenger RNA, 1338 nt
Organism: Maudiozyma saulgeensis
Lineage: Eukaryota; Fungi; Ascomycota; Saccharomycetes; Saccharomycetales; Saccharomycetaceae
Source: the annotation of a GenBank genome assembly
AUGCCUUCUCAUUUUGACACCAUUCAAUUACACGCUGGUCAAGAAAAUCCAAGUGAUAACGCUCACAGACCAAGAGCUGUUCCAAUUUAUUCUACCACUUCUUACUGUUUUGAAAAUUCAAAACAUGGUGCUCAAUUGUUUGGUCUAGAGGUUCCAGGUUACGUUUACUCCAGAUUCCAAAAUCCAACUUCUGCUGUUCUUGAAGAUAGAAUUGCUGCUUUAGAAGGUGGUGCUGCAGGUCUUGCUGUUGCAUCUGGUCAAGCUGCUCAAACUUUAGCCAUUCAAGGUCUAGCUCAUAACGGUGAUAACAUUGUCUCUACUUCUUUCUUAUACGGUGGUACUUAUAAUCAAUUUAAAGUUACCUUUAAAAGAUUUGGUAUCGAAGCCAGAUUUGUCGAAGGUGAUGAUCCAGCUGAUUUUGAAAAAUUAUUCGAUGAAAGAACAAAAUGUGUUUAUUUAGAAUCUAUUGGUAAUCCAAAAUAUAACGUUCCAGAUUUUGAAAAAAUUUGUGAAGUUGCUCACAAACAUGGUAUUCCAGUUGUUGUUGAUAAUACUUUCGGUGCCGGUGGUUAUUUCUGUCAACCAAUUAAGUGGGGUGCCGAUAUUGUUACACACUCUGCUACUAAAUGGAUUGGUGGUCACGGUACUACUAUUGGUGGUUUAAUUGUUGAUUCUGGUAAAUUUCCUUGGAAGGAUUAUCCAAAGAAAUUCCCACAAUUCUCUGAACCUGCAGAAGGUUACCAUGGUACCAUUUAUAACGAAGCUUACGGUAAUCUAGCUUACAUUGUUCAUGUUAGAACUGAAUUACUAAGAGAUUUAGGUGCUUUACAAAAUCCAUUCGCUUCUUUCCUAUUAUUACAAGGUAUUGAAACUUUGUCUCUAAGAGGUGAAAGACAUGGUCAAAAUGCUUUGGCUCUAGCAAAAUGGUUAGAUGCCUCUCCAUAUGUUUCUUGGGUCUCUUACCCAGGUUUAGAAUCUCACUCUCACCACACUAAUGCAAAGAAAUAUCUAACAAAUGGUUUCGGUGGUGUAUUAUCCUUUGGUGUUAAGGACUUACCAAAGGCCGAAAGUGAAACUGAUCCAUUUAAACUUGCUGGUGCUCAGUGUGUCGAUAACUUGAAAUUGGCCUCUAACUUGGCCAACGUAGGUGAUUGUAAGACUUUAGUCAUUGCUCCAUAUUUCACCACUCAUCAACAACUAUCUGAAGAAGCUAAAUUAGCUUCUGGUGUCACUAAGGACUUGAUUCGUGUCUCCGUUGGUACCGAAUUUAUUGAUGAUAUCAUUGCUGAUUUCCAACAAUCUUUUGAAAAGAUUUUCGAUGGUAAAAUUCCAAACUAA